This is a messenger RNA of Cladocopium goreaui, 1853 nucleotides long. Lineage: Eukaryota; Dinophyceae; Suessiales; Symbiodiniaceae. The record is from the annotation of a GenBank genome assembly.
UGUUUGCUCAAGCUCACUGAAGGCUUCAAUCAGCCACCAGGCCGUCACAGUGAGUCAUGCCGCUGCGCCGUUCCAGCCGAGCCGGCCUGUGGUUGGCCCUGGCCAUUGCCAUGGCAUUCACCUCGCCGUUCUUCUCGAACGUGACUGGUGAGAAAGGUGAUGAAAGUGGUCCAGACCUUGACCUGGGAACCUGGGGGCGACAUAUCCAUCUUGAAGGUGGAAGGAGGGAUGGCAUCUUGCGUCAUCCUGAGCACACUUCGGACACGGCAUUUGCUUGGCUCUUCUCCUCGAACGGUGGCAAGGCUGAUGCAAGUGGUCCAGACCUUGACCUCGGAACCUGGGGGCGACAUAUCCAUCUUGAAGCUGGAAGGAGGGAUGGCAUCUUGCGUCAUCCUGAGCACACUUCGGACAUGGCAUUUUCCUUACCUUUUUCUUGGAAGGCGAAAGGCGACAAAGAUGUUGCAAGUGGUCCAGAAUUUGACCUGGGAACCUGGGGACGACAUAUCCGUCUUCAAGGUGAUCGGAGGCAGGGCAGGAAGCUGACGCUGAUCCCGGAGGUUCAAAGUGAUCCUGAACUCUACCAGAUCGAGAGUCAGGAGAAGAAGAAAACGAAGAAAAAGAAAAACAAAAAGAAAAAGAAAAAGGACAAGAAGAAGGACAAAAACCUGAAGGCCAAGCGAAAACGCAAAGUGGAAGGUCCACAGCUGCCAUCUACAUCGUCAUCCUCGAGCGAAUCGGCCGUGUCGGAGACGUCCUUGGCACAACGCUUCACCCAAGCAGCUGAAGCUGGUGGCACCUUGAUGGCCCAGUACAUUGUGAGGCGCCAUGGUUUCAACUGGCGAAACGCACGGGGAGAAGGACCCUUGCACCUGACAGCACGCGCCAAUCAGCCUGGACUUAUGGCGUGGCUUCUCUGCCAAGCUGAAGCGGAGUCUGUGCUUGAAGCUCGCAAUGUCAAAGGGGAGUCCCCUUUGCUGGUAGCUACGCGUUUGUGCCGUGGAUGCGUUGCUAUGCGCCUGGUGGAGGCCUUAGCUGACCCCGGUGCCUGCGAUUCGCAAGGUGAGUCAGCUGAAUCCUUGGAUUUGGAUGGUUUGCUGCGCGAAGCCGAGCGGGAUGAGGCUUGCCGCCAAGCCGCCAAGGAGGACCAACUCUUGGCAGCCGUGGCGGCGGCACGGCGGAAACGUGAGGAAGCCGAUUGGCGACGGCAGCUCUUCGGGAUGAUUGGUGAGGAAGAUGAUGACUUCUGCCGCUUCGACUCGCACCAAGACCUGGAAAGUACAGACACCGGUCGGCCGGACAGCUGGAUGGAUGACAUUGCGGCAGAGGCAGAGGCUCGAGCUGCCAAUGCUAACAGCAUGUCGCGAAUUCUGGCGGAAGCUGCGGCGGCAUUGCCUAAGCCAAAGGCGGAAGCAAAGCCUACAGGUAUCCCUGACAGCAAGCCACCGCCCGCGGCUGAUGCAGGAGCCGAGACGCCAGCACCGCGGCCGGCAGUUUCAGUGGAUCCAGAGAUGGAAGCACAGCAGCGAGUGGCGGCCAGGGCAAGGGAUGAGGCGAGAUGGAAGCUGUUGGAGGAGAAGACGGCAGAAGCAGAAAGCCUGACAUUGCGAGAGGCGGAGUUGCCCUGGCCCUCGGGACCAGUGGAAAAUCCACUGCGCAUCGAUCCAGAGGGACAUCCAAAGGUGGUGAGAUCGCAACUUCGUGCUGGUUUGCUGAGGUGGCAUCCGGACAAGUUUGAACAGAAGUUCGGCAGGUUCCUGCCCAGCAAGGAGAAGGAGCGUGGUGCCAUUCUGGCUCGUGUCAAGGCACUGGCCCAGCAGCUGACAAAGCAGAUGGCUGAGCUUCCUGAGACAUAG